AAAAUGGCUGGAGAAAACCUCACCAUGGUAUCUGAAUUCAUCCUGGUGGGAUUCUCUAAUCAUCCUGGGCUGCAAGUUGCUAUCUUUAUGUUGUUCCUAGUGAUCUAUGUUAUAACCCUUGUGGGGAAUCUUGGGAUGAUCAUAUUAAUCAGAAUUGACUCCCAACUUCACACCCCCAUGUACUUCUUCCUCAGCCAUCUGUCUUUUAUAGAUUUCUGCCAUUCCUCCAAUACCAUCCCCAAAGCACUGUCAAAUGUCCUUUUGGGUAGGAAAGCCAUUCCCUACAUUGGGUGUAUUGUGCAAUUGUAUCUCUUUAUUGCUUUAAUUACCUCUGAAUGUUUCCUCUUGGCAAUGAUGGCAUAUGACCGCUAUGUGGCCAUCUGUAAUCCACUGCUUUACACAGUUGUGAUGUCCCAGAAGCGCUGUCUCAGGAUGACAGCUGUGAUGUAUGCUGCAGGCUUCUUUAAUUCAGUGAUACACACCACCUUAACACACAGGCUAAAUUUCUGCCAAUCAAAUGUCAUUGAUCAUUUCUUCUGUGAGUUGCCCUCAUUACUCAAGCUCUCGUGCUCUGAGACCCACACAAGUAAAAUGUUAAUGCUCAUGAGUGCUGGGUUUAAUAUAUCAGGAUCCAUCCUGAUAAUCUUGAGUUCCUACACUUAUAUUCUCUUCACUAUCCUGAAAAUCCACUCCACUGCAGGUAGGCAUAAAGCCUUUUCCACCUGUGUCUCCCACUUGACAGUUGUGACCAUCUUCUAUGGGACUGCUGUGUUUACCCACUUGCAACCACAUUCAGAGUAUUCACAGAAUCAAGACAAAGUAGCCUCAGUGUUUUACACGGUGGUGACUCCCAUGCUGAACCCUGUAAUCUACAGCCUGAGGAACAAGGAGGUGAAAGAUGCCUUGAAAAGAGUGAUGGGCAGAAAGAUGUUUUCACAUUUUCUUUGA
Molecule: messenger RNA, 948 nt
Organism: Alligator sinensis (Chinese alligator)
Lineage: Eukaryota; Metazoa; Chordata; Crocodylia; Alligatoridae
Product: olfactory receptor 5F1-like
Exons: 1
Coding region: 4-948 (314 amino acids)
Biological process (GO): G protein-coupled receptor signaling pathway; sensory perception of smell
Cellular component (GO): membrane
Molecular function (GO): odorant binding; olfactory receptor activity; G protein-coupled receptor activity
Source: RefSeq, a predicted model, not a curated record